UCUUUCCUGCCUCACACUCACUUUAACACCUAGACAGACCUACACCUGUUGCUGUUCUGUUCUUCUCUUCCUCUGUGACAGAGGUCUGUCGGUCACCACUCUGUUGGUCUUUAAAUCCUCCUUCAUCCAUCCAUCCAGAAAGAGAGAGAGAGAGAAAGACAGAAAGAGAGAGAGACUGACUGGGAGAGACUGCCCAGGUUUAUGUGAAUACCCUGAACAGACUGAACUGACAGACAGACUGACAGACCUGCAACACUAUUUGGGACAACACGUUAUCUGUUAUUCAUUUAGAGGAAGGAGAACAAGGUUAAAAUGUCUCUGAACGUUCCGGGCCUGAUCGUCAUGGCGAUCUUCUACUUGCUGAUCCUAGGCACGGGGAUCUGGGCCUCGAUGCGCUCCAAGAAGGUGGAGAGGAAGUGUACAGGGUCGGACGGGAUGGAGAUCACGCUGCUCGCCGGACGCAACAUCAACCUGUUGGUGGGGAUCUUCACUCUGACUGCUACGUGGGUUGGAGGAGGGUUUAUCCUGGGUAUAGCGGAGGCUGUCUACAACCCUACCCUGGGUCUGGUCUGGGCUCUGAUGCCAGUCCCCUACGUACUCACCUUCUUCCUGGGUGGUUUUUUCUUCGCCAAGCCAAUGAGGGAAAACAAGUACGUGACGAUGAUGGAUCCGUUCCAGAUAAAGUAUGGCAACGUCCUGAGCAGCCUGCUCAUCUUCCCAGCGCUCAUUGCAGACGUCCUGUGGGUCGCUAGGACGCUGGUCAGCCUAGGUGGCACUAUGAGUGUGAUUCUGGACCUGCCCUAUGUCUACUCCAUCUGUAUCAGCUCUGUGGUGGCCAUCGUCUACACUCUACUGGGAGGACUCUACUCUGUAGCCUACACCGAUGUCAUCCAGCUCAUCCUCAUCUUCCUCAGUCUGUGGAUCUGUGUGCCAUUUAUGAUGACCAACCCAAACUCCAUGGACAUCACACUGACCGCAUUCAACGAGACGUUCCAGGCCCCCUGGGUCGGCAAGCUGGAGCUUAGAGACGCGGGGAAGUGGAUUGACGACUUCAUGGUCCUGGCUCUGGGAGGCCUGGCCUAUCAGGCCUUCUACCAGAGGAUCCUAUCAGCGUCGUCCUACACCCAGGCUCAGGUCACCUGCUUCGCCUCCUCAGCUUUCUGCCUGGUGCUGGGCAUCCCGUCUGUCUUGGUGGGGGCUGUCGCUGCAUCCACAGACUGGAACCUGACUAGCUAUGGUUCUCCGACCCCAUACGAGCGUGGCCAGGCCGGGUCCAUCCUCCCCAUUGCCCUGCAGUACCUCACCCCCUCCUACGUCUCCAUCAUCGGCAUCGGGGCCGUCGCUGCCGCCGUGAUGUCAUCCAUGGACUCCGCCCUCCUCAGCUCCGCCUCCAUGUUCUCCUCCAACAUCUACAAGAACAUCAUCAGGAAUCAGGCCUCAGACAGGGAGAUACAGUGGGUGAUCCGUACCUCGGUGGUGGUGUGUGGCCUGGCGGGGACGGCCCUGACCUUCCUGGAUAACAGUGUUCUGGUUUUCUGGCUGGUGGGCGUCGACAUGUCAUACACAAUCAUGUUCCCACAGCUUGUCUGUGUCCUCUUCUUCAAGGUGUCCAACGGCUACGGUGCCAGUGUGGGGUAUCUCCUAGCGUUGGUCCUCCGUAUCCUGAGUGGGGAACCCCUCAUCAACCUUCCCCCUGUCAUCCACUUCCCUGGGUUCAGGAAGGACGCGGAGGGCGUGAUGACACAGUUCUUCCCGUUCCGUACCACCAUCAUGUUGACGUCUCUCUGCUCCAUCCUCGUCGCCUCCGGCGUCACCUCCGUCAUCUUCAACAAGGGCCUGCUGUCGGAGAGGUGGGACGUGUUUCAGAUCAAGAGGUCGCAGGCCAAAGUGACAGCGCUGACCAGGCUGAAGAAAGAAGAGAGUAAAAAGGACUGCGUGGAGGCCAAGGAGGCGGUGGUGAACAAGCAGCUUCUGGACACCAGCUGCUGAACAGAGGGGGACGAUGGAAACUGAGGACGGCCAUGGGUGGAUGAGUGGGUGAGCAUCACAGGAGGCUGCUGAGGGGCCAUGUUGAGGCAAAGGGUUUUGUUUGGUCGGGCGGACAUUUUGUGUUUCUGCUGAGGACUAUUUUGGAGACAGGAGGAUGGUCGAAAAACACGCAACAACAACAACAACAACAACAGAAAGAACACCCAUUAUGACAUCAUAAAGCAUUGUGUUGCUGGUAAAAAAAUGACCAGAUACUCGACAGUUUCCAGUGACCCCGGCUAGUUACACAAAAACAAUGUCGCGAGGACCAACGGCAGCUCUGGGAGAGACGUUCUAAUGAACGGCAUUUCCUGUUCCACAAGGGGUGGAGUUUUAUUUUGUCUGACUUUCUUUAUUGCGACAAAUGACCGAAACUGUGUUUUUUUCAAAUCAACGAUGAUUUUGCCGAAUAACUUUUAAAAGGUACACACGGGGGCACGUGAUGUCAUCACAUAACUAUAAAGCAGUUCAUACCCUACGGUUCAUUCUAAAUGCCUACUGCUUGCUAAAUCUAUUUUUUAAACUACAACGUUUUUUUAUGUUUAUUUGCAGGGAAAAGGAUUGUCUUGACUUUCAAGAAAGCCUGAAUUGCCCUCGCUUUGCUUUUCUGAUUGGCUGGAUGCAAGUUUCACCAUCCAAUUAUUACAGAUCUACAGGAGUGGACGUUUCACCGUGGCAACAACUAGGCACAUGAGAAUGAUUAAAAUAUGGCAACUAUUAGUCAAUUCUCACGCAAAAUGUGUUGUUGUAGGUGUGACCUCACUACGUCCAGUUGUUAUCAACACAAUACAUUUGAAUGGAAACACACCUUAACAGGCAUCUGUCUUCUAGUCCAACUUUCUAAAUCUCGACAAAAGUUCAUGGACAUUUUUUUUUUGGGUGUUUGUUUAUGUUUUGUGGGUCAGUUUUGACACUGUGAUUUGGGGGGUGAAGGGUAGAGACUGAGAAACAACUAUCCGAUUGAUCCUCCUUGAAUAUAACUUUUAUACUGUAAUUCUGGCUCCCUAGUGGCUGUAUCACAUCCGGCCGUGAUUGGACGGCACACAGUUGUCCCAGCGUCGUCCGGGUUUGGCCGGGGGAGGCCGUCAUUGUAAAUAAGAAUUUGUUCUUAACUGACUUGCCUAGAUAUAUAAAGGUAAAACAUAAAAUCUGGGGUGACCAGAAGCCCCAGUCUUAAAAGCAGCCAUUUUGUUGGUUUGUGUGUGUUGUGUGAUAAAUCUGGCAAUUUAGUACGACUGCACACAACAACAAAAACUCAAGAAUGCUAGAUAAUCCUCUCCACCCCCCUCCUCUUUCUCCUUCACCUCUCUCCCCCUCUCUGGCCAGAUUCAGCAACGCAAACAAAACCUGUUUUCUAAGAGGUUUUUGUAGUAUAGUUGUGUUCUAUGGUUCUAUAUGCAGAGCUGUGGUUUACAUGGAGGUUCAACCUCUUUUUCUUUGUGUGUUUUUUAUUUUAAUUUUCAUACCAAACAAAGUGUUGUACAGAGAGAACCUAUCUAUUUCUGAACUCCAAAUUUACAAGCCCCUAAUUCCUAGGGCCCUACACCCUAGCUCCUUUAAACUAGGGCCCUCCACCCUAGCCGCUUUAAAGUAGGCCCCUACAGUCUAGCCCCUUUAAACUAGGCCCCUACAGUCUAGCCUCUUUAAACUAGGGCCCUACACCCUAGCCCCUUUAAACUAGGCCCCUACACCCAACCCCUUUAAACUAGGCCCCUACACCCUAGCCCCUUUAAACUAGGCCCCUACAGUCUAGCCCCUUUAAACUAGGGCCCUACACCCUAGCCCCUUUAAACUAGGGCCCUACACCCUAGCCCCUUUAAACUAGGGCCCUACAGUCUAGCCCCUUUAAACUAGGGCCCUACAGUCUAGCCCCUUUAAACUAGGGCCCUACACCCUAGCCCCUUUAAACUAGGGCCCUACACCCUAGCCCCUUUAAACUAGGGCCCUACAGUCUAGCCCCUUUAAACUAGGGCCCUACACCCUAGCCCCUUUAAACUAGGGCCCUACACCCUAGCCCCUUUAAACUAAGGCCCUACAGUCUAGCCCCUUUAAACUAGGGCCCUACACCCUAGCCCCUUCAAACUAGGCCCCUACACCCUAGCCCCUUUAAACUAGGGCCCUACACCCUAGCCCCUUUAAACUAGGGCCCUACACCCUAGCUCCUUUAAACUAGGGCCUGACACCCAAACCCCUUUAAACUAGGGCCCUACAUCCUAGCCCCUUUAAACAAGGCCCCACACCCUAGCCCCUUUAAACUAGGGCCCUACAACCUAGCCCCCUUAAACUAGGGCCCUACACCCUAGCCCCUUUAAACUAGGGCCCUACACCCUAGCCCCUUUAAACUAGGGCCCUACACUCUAGCCCCUUUAAACUAGGGCCCUACACUCUAGCCCCUUUAAACUAGGGCCCUACACUCUAGCCCCUUUAAACUAGGGCCCUACACUCUAGUCCCUUUAAACUAGGGCCCUACACUCCAGUCCCUUUAAACUAGGGCCCUACCCUCUAGCCCCUUUAAACUAGGGCCUUACAGUCUAGCCCCUUUAAACUAGGGCCCUACACCCUAGCCCCUUUAAACUAGGGCCCUACACCCUAGCCCCUUUAAACUAGGGCCCUACAGUCUAGCCCCUUUAAACUAGGUCCCUACACCCUAGCCCCUUUAAACUAGGGCCCUACACCCUAGCCCCUUUAAACUAAGGCCCUACAGUCUAGCCCCUUUAAACUAGGGCCCUACAGUCUAGCCCCUUUAAACUAGGUCCCUACACCCUAGCCCCUUUAAACUAGGGCCCUACACCCUAGCCCCUUUAAACUAAGGCCCUACAGUCUAGCCCCUUUAAACUAGGGCCCUACACCCUAGCCCCUUCAAACUAGGCCCCUACACCCUAGCCCCUUUAAACUAGGCCCCUACACCCUAGCCCCUUUAAACUAGGGCCCUACACCCUAGCCCCUUUAAACUAGGGCCCUACACCCUAGCCCCUUUAAACUAGGGCCUGACACCCAAACCCCUUUAAACUAGGGCCCUACAUCCUAGCCCCUUUAAACAAGGCCCCACACCCUAGCCCCUUUAAACUAGGGCCCUACAACCUAGCCCCCUUAAACUAGGGCCCUACACCCUAGCCCCUUUAAACUAGGGCCCUACACCUAGCCCCUUUAAACUAGGGCCCUACACUCUAGCCCCUUUAAACUAGGGCCCUACACUCUAGCCCCUUUAAACUAGGGCCCUACACUCUAGCCCCUUUAAACUAGGGCCCUACACUCUAGUCCCUUUAAACUAGGGCCCUACACUCCAGUCCCUUUAAACUAGGGCCCUACCCUCUAGCCCCUUUAAACUAGGGCCUUACAGUCUAGCCCCUUUAAACUAGGGCCCUACACCCUAGCCCCUUUAAACUAGGGCCCUACACCCUAGCCCCUUUAAACUAGGGCCCUACAGUCUAGCCCCUUUAAACUAGGGCCCUACACCCUAGCCCCUUUAAACUAGGGCCCUACACCCUAGCCCCUUUAAACUAAGGCCCUACAGUCUAGCCCCUUUAAACUAGGGCCCUACAGUCUAGCCCCUUUAAACUAGGUCCCUACACCCUAGCCCCUUUAAACUAGGGCCCUACACCCUAGCCCCUUUAAACUAAGGCCCUACAGUCUAGCCCCUUUA
Molecule: messenger RNA, 5671 nt
Organism: Oncorhynchus nerka (sockeye salmon)
Lineage: Eukaryota; Metazoa; Chordata; Actinopteri; Salmoniformes; Salmonidae
Product: high affinity choline transporter 1-like
Exons: 10
Coding region: 313-1989 (558 amino acids)
Biological process (GO): transmembrane transport; acetylcholine biosynthetic process; choline transport
Cellular component (GO): plasma membrane
Molecular function (GO): choline:sodium symporter activity
Source: RefSeq, a predicted model, not a curated record